UUGGAAUGAAGGAAGGCAACCCUGGGGUUCAAGGGAGCUUCCAAGAUGGCUGCAGUUUCGUUGAAAUAAAUGUGUGUGUGUUCCCAACAGAAUCGGCCGUAAUCAGUCUCAAUACUCGAACUACUAUACGUUACAAUGGCGACGAGGAUGCGUCUGAACUUCGCGAAGGCUGCCAAGCAACGAUUUUAAGCAGAACGAAGAUACCAACACACAUUGUCGAAGUUUCUACUUUGCGGUAUGGCGCACAACAUGCUUCCAUCGUUCCCUUUCUUCGACGCGCGUGCCACUGACGCCAACAACGUCGGCACCGAGUGGUUGAAGUGGGUGAAACGGUUCGAAAACUUCAUCGUAGCCUGCGGUAUCACAGCUGAUGCCCGGAAGACGGCCAUACUACUACACUACGUGGGGGAAGAAGUGUAUGACAUAUACUGUGCACUACCCGAUCCUACCGCAGCCGCAGCUGCGUCUACCAUUUCGAGCACCGGUGGCUCCAGUAACGCAACCCCUCUCUACACCGCAGCACGUAGGAAGCUCGAUGACUAUUUCGCACCCCGAGUAAACACUACCUUCGAGGUUUACCGCUUCCGUCAAGCCAAGCAAAUGGAAAACGAGUCGCUCGACGCGUUUUACGCCAGGCUACGACAGCUUGUUAGGCACUGUGCUUUCGCCGAUGACGACACCGAAAUCAAGAAUCAAAUAUUGCUGUCUACAACGUCGACACGUCUACGCCGGUAUGCCAUGCAGCAUGACCUCGACUUGCAAGGAAUUCUCAAACAAGGCAGGUUAUUUGAAGAGGUCGAGCACGACAUCUCAGUGAUUGAGCAAGAAAGCCGGCAGUGUAGGGAAAACUCGGCGUCAGCGUCUACACUUGCAGUAAACUCCGAGCGCACCUCGCGACCUCAUCAGCCGAAGCACCAUGGGAAAGAGCCGUCAUGGACUCGUGAGCCUCCGCGCCAUCAACGGGCAAACGCGACAUGCUAG
Molecule: messenger RNA, 981 nt
Organism: Dermacentor albipictus
Lineage: Eukaryota; Metazoa; Arthropoda; Arachnida; Ixodida; Ixodidae
Source: RefSeq, a predicted model, not a curated record